Molecule: messenger RNA, 855 nt
Organism: Synchiropus splendidus (mandarinfish)
Lineage: Eukaryota; Metazoa; Chordata; Actinopteri; Syngnathiformes; Callionymidae
Gene: neurl2
Product: neuralized E3 ubiquitin protein ligase 2
Exons: 2
Coding region: 1-855 (284 amino acids)
Biological process (GO): intracellular signal transduction
Molecular function (GO): ubiquitin protein ligase activity
Source: RefSeq, a predicted model, not a curated record
AUGGAGCCCUUUUCUGAUCAGUACAUGGAAUUCCACCCCAUCCAUGGGACCAAUGUAAAGCUGGACCACUCAGGCACUCAGGCGACACGUGUGGAGAGCUUUGCUAAUGGUGUUUGCUUCAGCAAACACCCACUGAAUCCAGGGGAGAUCUUCCUCAUCGAGAUCGAGGACAAGGAGUUGGGCUGGUGCGGCCACCUCCGUGUAGGUCUCACUGCCAGAAACCCCAUAAGCUUGGAGGCUGUUCCAGAAUAUUCCAUCCCAGACUUGACAGAUCUGGGGGACAGCUGGGUUUUUGCGAUAACUCGUAACCACAAUAAAGUGGUAGAGGAAGAAGAUGGAGGAGACGGACAAGCCGGCGGUCAGAGGCUUGGUCGUGGUGAGCUGGAAGAUGGCAUGAGCAAUCCCCACCCCAAAACGUUCUUCACAGACUCACACUUGUACAUUGAGAAUGUGCGGAUACCCCGAGACAAGUUGGUCGGGCGUAGUCGACCAGGACGUUUCAGUCACAUUCUGGAUGACUUGUUCAAGACAAACGCGUUGCCUCCAACAGCCAGACGGAGCAGGAUCGGGGUGCUUUACGUGCCCAAGGGACGAGACUUGGCUGACAUGCACAUUAUCAUCAAUGGAGAGGACAUGGGGGCUUCUGCCAAGGACAUCCCAACCAUCCAGCCCUUAUACGCUGUGGUGGAUGUCUUUGCCGCGACAAAGUGUGUACGGAUCGUUCAGGUGGAGUAUGGAUUUUCUUCAUUGCAGACAUUAUGCAGACAAACCAUCCAGAAACACAUCGUGCACAGGAUGGCCAUUGACUGGCUGGACCUCCCUGAGGCACUGAAGCACUACUGCAAAUACGAGUGA